CAUAACUAGAAGACAAGAGACAAAAAUGGAGGAAUUUCGUGUGCCAAUACACGACAACUCGCCACCGAUAGAGCAGAUCUUACGUCCAAUAUCAUACACGUCAUGGUUUAUGGGCAUCGGUAUUGCACGUCCGCGAAAAUGUUCCAAAGUUGUCACGACAGUUACAUGUAUCGUUCAUCUGGUCGUGUGUUCAGUUAGCAUGAUGUACAAUGUGAUUGAUCUCCUCUAUUUCGUUAGUGUCUCCAAUUUUUACAAUCACAUAUUUCUGCUUGUAUUUCUCAUGAACAUUGUUACAUGCUACGUGUCGGCGUAUUACAUUCUUUAUCACGGAAUCAGGCAAUACGACAAGUGGCUAAUGCUGAUGGACAAAAUAGAAGAGCUUGAUCAAAGAAUCAGGAGAGAAACACACAUUAAUGACCAGCCAGUAAAAAAAGCAGAAGUAGUAGCGAUUCUCGCAACAUUUGCUUGCUGUUUUCUUUUGUUUAUUGUACAUAUCUGGUCUUUCUUUCUACAUUCGAAGGACGUUGCUUGGUCCGGCUCUUUGUUUUAUUACAUUUUAGCUCAGUCGUUGAUUAACAGUUUCGUCUUUGAUGCUGUUGUCUAUGUGCUAUAUUACAGAUUCCAAACAAUAAAUAAAUUAAUUAGUCAAUUGAAGUUGUCCAGUGUGCCAUGGAUGGCAUUCAAGAUUAAACGCAUCAGAGAAUUACAUGCCGAUGCUUGUGAUCUCGUCAUCAUGGUAAACGACAUAUACGGCCUUUAUUUCCUUCUCUGCGCGGCGAAUUGCUUUACCACGAUCGUAGCUACUUUGUUCACAAACUAUAUAGUUGUAAAAGAAUAUUAUAACUUCUACCAUUAUUUGUUUAUACAUAAUAUAAUUUGGAUUUUGUAUACUAUCCAAUUCGGUUUGAUGUGUUGGAUUUGCACACUUGUGCGUCAAGAAUCUGACAAGACUGGGAUAAUUAUAUGUGCAAUUGUACUGAAAUCUAAACCUCUGAAUUAUGACAUACUACACGAGAUAAGAAUUAAAUCAGGUCUAGAGGUACAAUUAAAAGACCUGAACGGCAAACAAAUAUGUAAUUGUACUAACAAUCUAAAACUAAAUUAUGUCAUCAUAGAAAAUCUCUUGCGCAGAGACCUGGACAGAGAGUAUGUCAGAAAUGAGAUCAAUGACUUUUCGCUGCAACUGCAGCAUCGUCGAGUAGCAUUUACGGCCUGUGAUUUCUUCGAAAUGAACAAUGCUUUGUUUUGUGGUGUAAGUACUAAAUUUAUUUACUUUUUUAUAAUUUAUGUAAUAUUAAUUACUUAUGAAUUGCAAGGCAAAUAACAGCUCUCGAAGCAAUUAAAUAAAAUAAACUUUUGUUUCAGUUUAUCGGAGUGAUCAUCACUUAUUUGAUAAUCUCCAUUCAAUUUUCUGAGUGAUAUAAAUAUCUUAUACUCUAUUCAGGAUACGUUUAUCAAUUUGUUGUUUAUUCCAUAAGUAUUAUGCACAUUAAGAAACAAAAUUUACAAACUUUUGCUGCUUCUUAGAUUUGAAGCACUUUGAUAUUCCUUACUUUCAAAUACCAAUAAUUGCAAUAUUUAAUAAAGUAAUUAAAUAUAGAGUAAAUGAUUUAGAGAAAUGUGUACUGAAACCUAGUAUAAUGUUCAAAAAUAUUUGGGAUCUGCAAACGCAUAGGAUUUUGCGUUAAAUUUACAUUGUGUAUUGACAAACAGUUUUUAAAAUGGAAAAUUGAUAAUUAUAAGAAAUAAAUCUUAUGAAAUUUAUAAAUUGUUAUCAAGUUUUGAUAUUAAAAUUUUUUAAUGUAUUUUUGACGUUUAGAUUAAAACAGAAAGAAUAGCGUAUGUAAGGAAGGCAAAUGCGAAUCGAUUGCUGUUAUUAAAGCAUAGUAAUAUUUUAUAACAAAAUAAUUAAAUAAUAAAAUUAUAAUUUUUAAACGCUUCUUUUUUAAGACGUUUGUAAUAUGAGUUCACAAGUUUUAAUACAAAAAGGCAUUUUAUUGUAGACCACGGUAAAUGCACUGAUAAUAUAUGAUUUUAAAGUAUAAGAUUUGCUUAAUAAAAAGUUAAAUUAUUAUUAGACAUGGAUUAUUACAAUUAUUAAUAAAUAUGCAAAUUUGUAAUAAAAAAUAAUUGAAUUUAAUAGUUUAAGUACCUUAUUUGUGCUUUAAAAUACCAAUUGUGAGCGUUUAAUGAAAAAUAUGUUGCAUAUAUUAAACGUAAAUGUUUUAACAAAAUUUCGCAAGUGUACUCAAGAGGCAUUACUGUAAACUUCAAGUUUAACUAGUUUGUUAAUUUUUGUAAUAAAUUUUUAAGAUUAUGUUAUUUUUGUAGUCAAUGUUUUCAACG
Molecule: messenger RNA, 2346 nt
Organism: Monomorium pharaonis (pharaoh ant)
Lineage: Eukaryota; Metazoa; Arthropoda; Insecta; Hymenoptera; Formicidae
Exons: 2
Coding region: 26-1324 (432 amino acids)
Biological process (GO): sensory perception of taste
Cellular component (GO): neuronal cell body; dendrite; axon
Source: RefSeq, a predicted model, not a curated record